GGGAGAGGGUGGGAAGCAGAACGCCGGCCCUUCUCUCAGCCACGUCCCUCUUCCCUUCUCUGUCCCACCAUGUUGGAGAAGCUCAGCGCCGACAGCCGGUGCGAACAGACGGGCAGCGAGAAACAGGAUACGCAGGAGAAGGAAGCAGUUGUUGAGAGAGCAGAAGAAGCAAAACUAAAGGCCAACUAUCCUAAUUUAGGACAGAAGCCAGGAGGGUCAGACUUCCUAAUGAAAAGACUGCAGAAAGGGCAAAAGUAUUUUGACUCGGGUGACUACAGUAUGGCCAAGGCAAAGAUGAAGAACAAGCAGUUGCCAGGCACCGGGCCUGACAUUAACUUGGUGACAGGAGACCAUAUCCCGACACCACAAGAUCUUCCACCGAGAAAAUCAUCACUUGUAACCAGCAAGCUGGCAGGGUAA
Mauremys reevesii (Reeves's turtle) is the source of this 420-nucleotide messenger RNA. Its product is annotated as alpha-endosulfine-like. Gene Ontology annotation, molecular function: protein phosphatase inhibitor activity. Lineage: Eukaryota; Metazoa; Chordata; Testudines; Geoemydidae. The record is from RefSeq and is a predicted model, not a curated record. Gene Ontology annotation, cellular component: cytoplasm.